Molecule: messenger RNA, 2488 nt
Organism: Solanum dulcamara
Lineage: Eukaryota; Viridiplantae; Streptophyta; Magnoliopsida; Solanales; Solanaceae
Exons: 6
Coding region: 109-1860 (583 amino acids)
Source: RefSeq, a predicted model, not a curated record
CUAACAAACAAAUCUUGUAUUGUCUCUCUUCUCUACCGGAACCUACCCACAAACGGCAAACCUUCCUCUGCUUGAAAUCUUCUGUUUGAUUUUAGGGGUUUGUUGAAAAUGGUGGAGAAGUCGACUCCACCAAAGGGAAUUGCAAGCAGUAAAGGAGCGAAAACCGAUCCUUUGUCUGUUUAUGAAUUUACUGAUGAUGAUUUAUCACUAGAAAUUAGUUCUGAUUCUGUCGAUUCGAAGUUGAAUUCAACCCCUAAAUCUGUGGGGAAAAUCUCCACUGAAAGGAGGACUCGCUCUCAGACGACUCACAGUCGAGCAGGUGUGGGUACUGAAUCUAAUUCGAAGAAAUCCCCUAGAGCGAAAGGUGAAUUAGCUGGAAAACGGAAGGAUGUUAAUUCUUCUGCAAAAAAUAUUAGAUCAAAAAAAAGAAAGGUGGAUGAUGGACAAAAGGAAGAAGAGCCUCCAAGCUCCUCCAAUUUGAAGACUUGGGAUUUCUACAUCCCACCAAACAAACAUUUCCACACGCGUGUAAGUUCGCACACAAAUUGUGAUGCUGUUACAUUGUUGAAAAGCAAGUUGGAUGAUAGACAGCUCCAGAUCUUCAGGGAAACCCCAUUCGGGUACUUUCUAGAUUUGCCUCAUGUAGUUGUACAGAACCAGCUUAUACAUUCCCUAUUGCUCAGGGAGGUGGUCCCAGAAAGAGAGGAUGAACUGUGGUUUAAAGUUAACGGAACCAAGUUGCGUUUCGGUCUGUCAGAAUUGGGGAUUAUUACUGGUUUGCGAUGUUGUGGUGAUGCUGAUAAGGGUUAUGAAUCUAGUGGUACCAAUAGGUUGAUGGACAUGUACUUUUCUGGACUUGAAAAGGUACCCAAGCAAUCACUGAUUGACUGCUUCCUCCAAAAGAGAUGGAGGUCGGACGAGGAUGCGGUCAAGAUUGCUGUGUUGUAUUUCAUACACACAUUCUUGUUCUCAACUGCUAAUAUUAACACAUUCAUCACAAAGGCUGAUUUUUGUAUUGUUGAGAGCGGGGAUUAUGAGACAUUCCCUUGGGGUAUACUUGUAUUUAGAGCCCUGAUGGAGUCCAUGAACAAUAGGUUGCGCGUGGGUCUAAAGAUGUAUAGGCUUGGGGGGUUACCUUUGGCUUUGCAGUGUUGGUUCUACGAGUGCUGCACUGACGUUGAUGGUAAGUUGGCUCACCGGGUUGACAACAAAGUGCCUCGUAUUCUUAAUUGGAAAAUUGAGAAGCAACCGACCUUGAAUGAGUUAUCUGGUGGGUUAUUCAAGAUCCGCAGGGACAAGUUGAAGUUUAAGAAUGUUUCUCCCACGGAGUUUGAGCAACUUCACUUGGAUUUACCUGAAUCAUCUGGAAAUCUAAAUGAUAAGGAGGUGGCAUCCAGAGAUCUUCCUGAAGCUCAUCCUAGUGAUGAUGACUUUAGCACUCCUCCUAAAAAAAGCAAAACUCAGCCCAAAACCAAAUCGGAUCCCCAAGUGAACAAUUUGGAGAGAAUUGCCGAGCUCAAACGACUUUCUGAUGAACAGUCGGAGUUGAAGAGCAAUAUUCGAGAGGUCUUUAAAGCAACUGAGUUGCUUAAGGAACAAAUGAUGGUGUCAUUUGCAGACGUCUUUAAAGCAAUCGAGUCGUUGUCGAAGAAACAAUCAGAAAAGGAUAAUUCAGAAGUAUUGCACAUUGAUGGAAGAGAUGGCCACCGUGACAGACAUGGUGAUGGCGAUUCCGGUGGUUUUAACGCUAAUGAUGACCAUGGUACUGAUGGCCCAGAUCGUGGCAAGGACUCCCUUGGUGACAAGGAGAAUAGCGAGAAAGUCAAUAUUGGAGCGUUGAGUGGAAUUACAAAUGCAUAAGGAAAAUCUUUUUUUUCCCUGUCCUACAUUUAAUGAGGGAAAAAAAUGAUUUCUUGUAGCAGAACAAUCCCGGUAGUACCUUGAAUAUGGCCAUUUUUUCUAGUAAAGUUUGCCUUCACGACACUACAGAGCAGUUUGAUGAUGAUUUGACUGAAGGUAUAACUAGGUUCCCGAGGUUGCAGAAUCUGUUGCAGAGGACAAAGCAAGACAGAGCAGCCAAAUGCAAGCUGUUGUAGAGUUUGAGUCAUUGUCCAAUUUCAACUUUUCUUAUACAGUUUAAGAUGUAUUUGGAAUCGACAGGAAGAGAUCUUCUUCCCUAUUCAAUCCACCAGUGGCAACUAUUUCAACUGGAUGGCGUAAUAGACGUGUACUCGAUGAGAGUGACAACCGUGGGGGGUAAUGCAAACCUUGGUUGUUGAUUGACAUCCAAGACCAAAUAAUGUGGUUGCUGCCUCAAAAGCUGUCUGUUUCCUUUCGGCAAGUUUGUUAUAACUUGGUCUAAGAACUUGCUUAUGUAAUUUUAUAGUUCCAUCCAUUUCGAUCACAAAAGCAUUUUUCGCUGUGUAUAUGUAAACUUGAUUGAAUUCAGUUCUAUGCAGUCAUUAUAUUUUCAUAUUAACAAUGAAAA